Molecule: messenger RNA, 4518 nt
Organism: Tetrahymena thermophila SB210
Lineage: Eukaryota; Ciliophora; Oligohymenophorea; Hymenostomatida; Tetrahymenidae
Product: SNF2 family amine-terminal protein
Exons: 5
Biological process (GO): potassium ion transmembrane transport; regulation of membrane potential
Cellular component (GO): membrane
Molecular function (GO): voltage-gated potassium channel activity
Source: RefSeq, a predicted model, not a curated record
AUGAUAAUUAAAGCAUAAUUUAACCUUGCUUUUUAUUAUUAUAAAAUUACUUAUUCAAAAAAUUUAGAAUAAAUAAUUUACAUAUUAUAAAAAAUGAUAAAAGAAAAAGAUGUAAAUUAAUAAAAUGUAUCUGUAAUUAGUGACUCUGACCUUAUAUUUUCAAUAACACCUGCUUAAUAAAAAUAUAAUAUCAACGAUAUCACAAAUACAUUCGAUAUAAAUUUCAUUGAUGAAAUAUAAGAAGAUUAACUAAAGCAAAAGAGUAGAAGUUUAUUCGAUGAUGAUUGUAAAAUAAAAAUUGAUGAUUAUAUUGACGGGGCUUAAAACAGGAGAGCAUUAUUUAACACAACUGAGAAUUAUUUAAAAAGUCGCAGUGAUUCUGAAAUUUCUUCUCCAAAAAUGUUUGAAUAUAAAUAAAAAGAAAACAAAUGCUUUUAUAAUGUAAAUCCUGAAAAUAAAUAAAUGCUUCAAAACAAUAUUUAUCAAAUUUAAAAUGGAAAAAAAUAAUCUAAAACUAUAAUCUAGGAAUAGCUUGAUACUAAUUAAAGAGAAAUAACUGUUUAAAAUGAUCCCAAUUUAAAAGAUUAAUCAUUUUUUGAUAAUCUUGAUUUAUCUAUCAACUUGAAUAAUACUAAAGAAUAGCAGCUUCCUGAAAAUUUGGGUGAAGGUCUCAAUAAUCACACUCAAUCUCUAUUUAAAAAUGAUUAAAAUGAUGAUAAUUAAUUUAAUAAUUAAGAAGGUUAAUUAUUAUAAAAGUAAAAUUUAAAUUUCUAAAAAUUAUUUAAAAAAAGACAUUCUGAUUAUAAUUUCUAAAAUAACUAAAAUGAGUAAUCAAGUAUUCGUAUCACAUAAUCUCAUCAAUUCGAUCAUUUAAGUAAUUUAACUGGGAGCUAAAAAUUUUAUGCUGAAUGUAAAAAUAUUCCUAAUUUUUAUUCUAGUUUUAAAAGAAAUCCUCUCUAUAUGAAUAGUAAAUUUAUGUAAGAAGAUGCUGCUAAGAGUUCUUUCACAUAAAAAGCCCUUCAACGAUCUGGGAGUACAGAUAAAGGAAGAAUAAAUGGGGAUGAAGUUACUAUAGAUUAAAAGCAUAGGAUAAGUAAAGAACCCUGUUCUGCUAAUUUAUAAAAAAUAGAUAACACAAACAAAAGCAAUGCUAUAAAUAGCAAAGCCUACAAAAGCAUACAACUUUUACAUUUGACUAAUAGGUUCAUUGAUUUGCUCAAAAAGAAUUCAAGAGCUAUUCUAUUUAAACGACUAAAGCCAAAUCAUUUUAGAAUUAUAAAUGAUAAAUCUUAUGUCUAAAUUAAAGAUACAUUUAGAUAUAAUGAUGAAAUUCAAAACUACAAUUUUAAAAAAUCAUAUUCUGGUUUUAAUUUUCUAAACUUUAGUUAAAAAAACAAGUAAGAUAAAUUCAAUGAAAAAGAUCAUGUCAUAAAUAUCACUGAAAAUAUAUAUUUGAAGGGUUUAUAGUAAUAGCUGAUACACAUGGGAAUGCUAAUAAAUAAGCUACCAAUAAUUGCGCCUGAUAAUAGCCUUCUUUUAAUUUGGAAUCUAAUUAUGCUAAUUUCAAUAGUUAUUUUGUUAUUUUAUAUACCAAUAUAAUGCAGCUUCAAAAUAAUACAAAAUUCCCUUAUUUAAAAUAUUGGAAUUAUGCUGAUAGUCAUAGAUAUAAUAAUUAAAUCCAAUACAGGUUUCUUCAGAGAUGGACAAAUAAUUUUGUAAAGAACAAAAAUUCUAAUUGAAAUAUUUUCAUUUUAGCUUUGGUUUAGUUUAAUUAGCAUAUUCUCUUUGCUUUAGUCUAAUUAAAACGGUCUAUAACUACUCUUUCUAAUUAAUGUUUUAAGCAUACUAAAAUUAAUAGAAAAAUUAGAUUACCACUUUUAAUUUAAAUAAAAGUAUUUUAUUCAAUUCGAAAUUUUUAAGCUGAUAUUUAUCAUCCUGUUUCUUUCUUCCUCAUUAGGGUCUAUAUUUUACUUUAUCUCAGAAAGACAGGUAGAAAACGGAGAAAAGCAUGCUUGGAUCUUAACAAAGCCAAUUUAAACAUGGUAUGAUGGAUACAUUUUUAGUAUUUAUUUUAUGUUUAUAACGAUGUCAACAGUAGGGUAUGGAGAUCUAACUCCUUAAAAUUAGGCAGAAGUAAUUUUUGUUGGAUUUACAUCAAUUUCUUUCAGCUUUUUUUUCGCAUAUUGUAUAAAUUCAAUUGGUAAUAUGCUAACUGAUAUAGCUUAAAGAGAGUAAAACUAUAAAUAAAGGAAAAAAGAUGUUUUACAAUAUUUAAAUAGCAGAGGUAUUUCACGUAACCUGCAAACAAAAGUAAUGAGACAUUUGGAAUACUUGCAAAAUAUAGAAAAUUCUUAGUCUCAUAUUAAUUCUUAAGACAUAAUGAAAUACUUUUCUGAUAAUUUGAGGUUUGAAAUUAACAAAGAAUUUUUCGGGAAGUAGCUUAUUGAUAGUAAAGUAUUUGGACUUCAUUUCACUCAUCCUUUUUUAAAUACUCUAGCUUAGAGCAUGAAAGAAAUUACUUUAGCACCAGGAGAGAUUUUAUACUAAAAAAAUUAAAAUGAUAACAGAAUUCUUUUCCUAACUUCUGGUGAUCUUGAACUAUUUGAAAAAGAAGUUCAAUUGAGAAUUGUAAAAAAAGGAGAAAUACUAAAUUAUAGGGGUUUUUUUGGAAAUUAUUCACAUUCAAGCAGUGCAAGAAGUUUAACUAUUUCUCACCUUUCAUAUUGCACAUAAGAAGAUAUAAUAUAGGUACUGAAGACCUUUCCUUAAGACUAUGAGUCUUUUUGCUUUAUAAGAGAUGAAAUGAAACUUUAGAAUAAAACUAUAGAUUCUAAAUGUUGUUCAUGCUAGAGCUAUUCUCAUGUUUUUUAAGAAUGUCCUUUGAUUCUUUACAAGAUUAACAAAGAUAUUGUAAUAAAGAGAUGGAAUUAUUCAAAUCAUAAUGAAAGAUAAGAGUUUUAGAGGAAAAAAAAUAAAUUCAAAUCUUUUACUAAUAUUCAAUCUGUUAAAAAUAAGCUUAAACUGUAUAAAGUCAAUUUAAUAAGUAAUUUAGAGGAAUAUUCUUAUUUAUAAGGUAAUGAGUUAAUAGAGUAUCUAGAAGAUAAAGAAUUCUAUCAAAAUUUACCAUCUGUAAAAAUCAGUGAAGAUGGUAUGAUUUAUUAAUAAAGUGAUCAUACAAAUACGGAUAGCGAUAUGUCAGAAGAUGAAGAAUAAGUUUAGGAUUAAUUGCAAUAGUCACUAUAAUAACAACAAUAACAAAUUUUGUAAAACAAUUAAAUUGUAAAUCAAAGUAGCCUUUUACAAUCUCCAUAAACAAAGCAAUUCAGUAAGAAUGUUUCGUAACUGAGUAAUUAAAUGAAUUAAACCAGUGCUUUAAAGUAAGAUGAAGAAAUACUUACAGAUACUGAUAAAAAAUUUACUUUUUAAUAAAGCUUAGAUUAACAAAUGAAAUCUAGCUGUAUUACUUUUAACAAAAAUUAGGAUAUUAACUAAAAUUAAGCAAAUGCCCAAAAUAACUAAUAAAGUAAUUUGAUAAACCAAAUAGAAGGUUCUCAAUUAGAAAAUUAAAAAAAUUAAAGGGAAGAAAGUUAUUAUUAUGUUAAUAAAAAUUUAAUUUACUCUGAAUUAGAAUAAUAAAAUCAAGAGGGAAUUAUCCUUUAAAAAUAAUCUGAGUAAGGAAACAAUAAAAAUGAGACAAAUAAUAAUUUUAGACUUUUAGAUAAUAUAUUCUAAAAACAAGAAUCUAUACCAAUCAAUUAUAAUCCUAAUCCUUUAAGCAGCUUUUAAAAAUAAAACUCCUCUAAUUCUUCAAAUAAUUAAAGCAUGGUAAAAAAUUAGGCUAACUACGGCUAGCAGUAAACUUUAUAAUAAUAGUAACCGUAUCAACUCUCUUAGUAAAAUACACUAAAUAUCUCAUAAAAUGGUUACUCAAUUAAACCAAGCAAAAAAAAUUAUAAAAUAUAGUUUUGUAAAAUAAAUUCUUCAGAAUUAAGUGAAAAGUAAAAGUAACAAAAAUAUGUCAUUCAAAAUUAGGUAAACAAUUUAAAUAAUAAAAAUUAAAUUUGUUAAUAAUGUAAAAAUCAAAUGAUUGCUUCAAACUAAGUAACUACCACUCAUCUUAGUACAACAAACAGCAAAUAAAGUAAAGGAAAUUCACAAAAAGUAAAUAAAAUUCUACAAGAAUAGCAUAACUAGAUCAUAGAUCAAUAAGAAUUUCUCUAAAAACACUCAAGUAUUAUCUCAGAAAGAAAAGAUAAAAAUGGUUAAGAAAAGGUUGGUAAUGAUUAAAUUUUUUAAUUUGAUUUUGAUCAAAUGAAAGAAUAUUCUAAUUAUUAUCCUCAAAAUAAUUUCAAAAUUGUAAUAAAGUCGCUGCAGUAAUGUAUGAAAAAUUUGAGUAGAAUUGCUAGACUAAAUAAAAAAGCAGGUAAAAAAAGAAUUUCUAAGCCAGUCAAUCAAAAAAUGACAAAAUUGAAUUUCGAUACACCAAAAAUGAGUGCUAUGAAAUAAAUCAAAGAUUGA